Messenger RNA from Ylistrum balloti, 2900 nucleotides. RefSeq lists its product as uncharacterized. Lineage: Eukaryota; Metazoa; Mollusca; Bivalvia; Pectinida; Pectinidae. The transcript has 23 exons. The record is from RefSeq and is a predicted model, not a curated record. Gene Ontology annotation, biological process: SCF-dependent proteasomal ubiquitin-dependent protein catabolic process. Gene Ontology annotation, molecular function: protein binding. Bases 47 to 2719 code for a protein of 890 amino acids. Gene Ontology annotation, cellular component: SCF ubiquitin ligase complex.
UGAAUCAAUGAUGUCUGUAAAUAAUUUGGUAUACUGAUGAGGAGGAAUGGAGGUAGAACAGGAAGAAGGCGACACAGAUGAAUGGCCCCCCUAUCUGCUGGAGGACCUGCCCACAGAAGCCUUAUUGGAGAUAUUUCAGCAUUUGGACUGGCAUAAUCUCAUCAAUGUGUCCCAGACUUGUUCACGCUUCAGAGACCUAUGUCUAAAGUCAACACUAUGGUUACAUAUGAAACAGUUAGAUUUCAGACAUUGUGCCAUACCUUAUGACAGAAAUGUUUUACAGAUUAUGUCCAAGUGUCCAAACACAGAGGUGCUGUACCUUGGGGAUGUACUACUGGAGGAACCCGAGGAGGACAUGGAUAUGUCAGACACAAAUCUUGUUGGCAUUGAUAAAUUCUUCCUUACUGUUCUCAAACAGAACGUUCAUCUGAAACAACUUUAUCUCUCCAUGCAUGGCAUCACCAACCGCUCUGUGGAGGCUAUCUGUGCUAAGUGUUCAGAGCUACAACACAUUGUGAUAGAGGACAGUGAACACAUGAAUAGAGAUGCUCUCUCUGACCUUGUCAGCACUAUCCCAGGCCUCCAGGAGCUUCAUGUCCUGAACUGCGUGUCUGUGAUGUACCCAGAAAUUGGGCACCAAGAUCCAAAUCAAAAACUCAGUCUGACUCGAUUCAGUUUGACUGGAACAGCAAUAUCUACUGAAGAUGUUAGCACACUACUCAAGAACUGUUCAGAGUUAUGUGACCUUGACCUUAGUGAAACCUAUGACUUCACCUGCUUUCCAAGUGAUAUAUUACCUACACAGAGGAGUGGCUUAGACACCUUACAAACCCUGAGGCUACGAAAUAGCAAAGGAUUACAGGACUUGACCAUUGGAUACUGCCCACAACUGAAAAUGGUGGAUGUGUGUGGAUGUGUGGGUCUCACUUCCCUCAAGCUUUCCUGUCCUAAAGUUGAAGAUGUUCUUCUUGAUGAUGUCACUCAACUAAAGGAACUUUUGCUGUCACCUUGUAAUAUGGCCAAAGUGGAGGUCAAAGAUCAUGCUAGUUUGAAGAAUUUAGAGGUCACCAGUCCUGUCCUUGAGUCUGUCAGUCUUUGUAACUGUCCGCAGUUAUCGACAGAUACCUUGGUAUCUCAUGUGAAAGAGCGUCAGUUCAUCACUGAGCUGAUCCUAAACAAAUGUAAAAACAUUCCACCGGCAGAUGUCAACCUCCUUGUUCUGCCAGCUUUCCCAAAUUUGCGUAGUCUGUCAUACAGUGGCCCUGCAUGGAGUGAUGUACACAUUACCAGCUCACAGAUUGAUACUCUAACGUUUGGAGACUGCGUGAAUGUGACUGGACUUCCUGUCAACAUUCCAUCCCUACAGAAACUCUCCCUGUUCCGCUGUCGUGAUAUUACGGAGAGUGAACUAGUAAAUGGACUACUGUUUGGGAAUCAGGCACUUGACAAUCACAAUAAGCUUACCCCGACAGGGAAGACUCAAGUGACCUUACAACCAUUCUCUCAAAACACAGGGACACCAAACCUACAGGAGCUUACUUUGAGAGAAAUGGUUGGAAUCCAUGGCAACAUGUUGUCAGGGGCCAUGUCAAAUUUCCAGGAUCUGACACAGCUACAACUGAUCAAUUGUUCUUGUCUUGCCCAGUUGAGUAUAAAUAACUGUCCUACUCUAACUCAUGUGGUGGUCCGGAGUUGUAACAGACUGACCAAAGUGACCAUUCAACAGUCAGCACCCUGUGUACAAACCGUGGAACUAAAGUGGUGUGGUAUGGUGGACGAAUUCUCUUGUGUUGCUAACAAACUUCAGUGUCUGGAUGUAGCUGCCACAAACUUUGUACACUUCUCUUUAACGAGUAGCUCACUGACUUUCCUGGCUUUAACUGGUGUUCUUACUCAGUCUGGACACUCCCUCACCAUCAAUUGUCCUCUUUUGACAUCCCUAUCUCUACAAAAGUGUGACCUACUGACCACUGCCCAGUUGAGUCGCCUACUGAAAGGUACAUCUGCCCUGAGUGCUGUUGAUGUCCGGGGCUCCUCAUCGAUCAGUUCUCUGGAGAUUCCUGGAGGAGUGAAGACAUGCUAUCUGAUGGGCCAUAGAAAACUCCAGGAAAUCUCAGUUCAGCAUCCCAUACAGUUGUCCCACCUCACACUCAACAAUCUACCAAAGUUUGUUCCAAACCAGCGUCUGACACUUCUGAAAGCCUGCGAGGAUAUGCUGACUGUGUUAGACCUGCGAGCUAUACCAGGGGAGACAAAUCUGGUACUGCAGCUGAAAAAUUUAGAGUCUCUAACACUGGACCAGGGUCUCUACCUCCUUCAUCUUGAAAUCCUUUGUCCAAAGUUGGCUUACUUGAGGAUUCAGGGUUGUCCCAAGCUUUGGCACCUAACUAUAGAACUGGAACGACUGUCCCAGCUUCAAGUCACACACAGUUCUCCACUCCUGGCUCUUAGAUCCAUGGAACUACAUACAUCACACGUUACCUACCUUGCUAAGGUUAUAGCAUAUUACUGUCCCAAGCUGCAGAAUUUAAAGCUGUACAGGACUUAUGUAACUCAAGAAAUGAUUGAAAAGCUUGGCAGCCUCAUUCCAACCCUGGAGAAGAUAAGAUUAUAUGGUUGUCAUGGUCACACCAUUACUGGACAUGGUUCUGGGAAUACUAUUGUCCGACCUGGUACUACAGAUCUCUCCAUCACCAGUGAACAUAUUCUGGAUUCCUGACAUCACCUAAAGGAACCUGUCAGUUCCUAUUAACAUCAAUAAACCAUCAUCAGACAGAACAGGACAUGAAAUGGCUUGGGUCUAAAAUCUAAUGUGGAUGGACGAUGUCUUACAAUCAAUUCAGGAUUAAAUUCUUGUGCUACGAGACAAUUAGCUAGACAAGCUGCAGGGAUAAACAACU